AGGAAGCGAGCGCUGGGGCAGGAAUGAGACCCGGGAGGAAGCCCUGAUUCCCCACCGGACUUACUGCACAGCCCACGGCCAGAAGAAAGCCGGAAUAAAGCCUGAAGGUAUUAUCUGCCCAGCUGAUAAAUUUUUCAGGCACAGAAAGACUAAUGUGGAUUUUAAAAUAUGGUGGUUGUGAUGCUGUCUACUGUCGAAGGGGGAACAUGGGAUUCUGAACUCAGGACUUGGCAAAUACAGAUGCUUCAAGAUGAAACGCCACAGGCAUCUAAGCAGCAGUGACAGUUCAGACAAUGAGAGUCCUUCCACUUCUUUUUCUUCCUGCUCAAAAUAUAGGAGCAAGUCAAAAACUCCAGCAAAGGAACAAAAGAAACCUGCUGAGGUAUUCCGGAAGGACCUCAUCAGUGCCAUGAAACUCCCAGAUUCACAUCAUGUUAACCCAGAUGAAUAUUACCUCUUUGCGGAUACAUGGAAAGAAGAAUGGGAAAAGGGUGUUCAGGUACCAGCCAGUCCAGACACUAUUCCACAGCCUUCUCUCAGGGUGGUCUCAGAGAAGGUGAAAGAAGUACUGUAUAUUCGGCCCAGGAAGUACAUCCAUUGCUCCAGCCAGGAGCCCACAGAACCAGGCUACAUCAAUAUCCUCGAGCUGGCAGAGUCAGUGUGUCGCUAUGAUUUGGAUGACAUGGACAUUUUCUGGCUUCAAGAACUCAAUGAGGAGCUCAAAGAAAUGGGGUGUGGGACAGUUGAUGAAAACACUAUGGAAAAGACAGUAGAAGUCUUGGAACGCCAGUGCCAUGAAAAUAUGAACCAUGCUAUUGAAACAGAAGAAGGGUUGGGCAUAGAGUAUGAUGAAGAUGUCAUCUGUGAUGUGUGCCGUUCUCCAGACAGUGAAGAAGGGAAUGAUAUGGUGUUCUGUGAUAAAUGUGACAUCUGUGUUCAUCAGGCAUGUUAUGGCAUUCUCAAGGUUCCAGAGGGAAGCUGGUUAUGUCGUACCUGUGUUUUGGGCAUUCAUCCUCAGUGUCUUUUGUGUCCAAAGAGAGGCGGAGCCAUGAAGGCUACCAGGACUGGGACCAAAUGGGCUCAUGUCAGCUGUGCUUUAUGGAUUCCAGAGGUCAGCAUUGCUUGCCCUGAAAGGAUGGAACCAAUCACAAAAGUCUCUCACAUCCCACCUAGCCGAUGGUCUUUAGUCUGCAGUUUAUGCAAGUUAAAGACGGGAGCUUGUAUUCAGUGCUCUGUAAAAAGCUGUAUCACAGCAUUUCAUGUUACCUGUGCAUUUGAGCAUAGCCUAGAGAUGAAGACUAUCCUCGAUGAUGGGGAUGAAGUCAAAUUCAAGUCAUACUGCCUCAAGCAUAGCAAAAACAAACAGAGCUCUUUGACUGAUGCAAGUGAUCAUUCCCAAAGCACCGGUGAUCAGAACCAGAUUGAAAGUGAGAAAACCAGUCUGCGGGCCCAGAAAUUAAGAGAGCUAGAAGAGGAGUUCUACUCCCUGGUAAAAGUAGAGGAUGUUGCUGCAGAACUUGGCCUCCCAAAACUUGCUGUGGACUUCAUUUACAAUUACUGGAAAUUAAAACGAAAAAGUAAUUUUAAUAAGCCAUUAUUUCCUCCUAAGGAGGAUGAAGAGAAUGGCCUAGUGCAGCCAAAAGAAGAUAGCAUUCACACCCGCAUGAGAAUGUUUAUGCAUCUGAGACAGGAUCUGGAGAGGGUCAGAAACCUCUGCUACAUGGUCAGCAGGAGAGAGAAGCUGAAAUUGUCCCACAGCAAAGUUCAUGAACAGAUCUUCAAUUUUCAAGUCCAGCUUGCUAACCAGGAAAUUGCUACAGGACAUCCUCUGACAAGUGCACUAGAAAACACGUUGUUUUAUCCACCUCCAAGAAUAACCUUAAAGUUAAAAAUGCCUAAAUCAGCACUGGGAGACUCCAAAAACAACUCAGUGAAAGCCAAUAACAGACCUCUCUCACCUGAUGAAAAUAGCAACUCAGCCCCAAAUUACAACAAAAAAAGUAUGCAGAUGCCCCAGGAGACAUUUGAAAUGAGAAUGAAAUCCUAUUCCAGGUAUUCCCAUGACAGCAGGAGCAAUGGGCUGCUAGCCAGUCUCAGCCAUUCUAGGAAUGAAGCAAAAGAUUCUGGUCUAGCUCAGCCUUCUGAGUUCCAUCGUGGGCAGUCUCUUGGUAAGCCUUUGGCCCUUCAAGCUGCACUGCAGGGGCAGUCUUCCAUUGGAAAUGGGAAAAUACAACAGAACUCUAGGUUUGCAAAGUCCAAUGGCUUGAUGGGCAACAGCAGGUCAGGGGAUGUCACACAAAGAGACAAUUCUAGUCAGACUCCCUUUGAACAAGAGCCUGUGCUUUCCACUCACUUGUCUAGUCAGAGCAGCUUUAGAAAAUCUUCCAUUGAACAUUUCAGUAGGUCCUUUAAAGAGGCAACCAAUAGUUUGGUGAGGACCACAGAAGACCUCAGAUGCUGUGAAAAGUCAACUAGAAGACUUAACUCCAAGGAGCGUUUAUGGAGUAAGCAGACUCUUGAGUAUCAGACAGGAGGAGCACCGUAUCAGGAAAAUGACGGGUAUUGCCCCGAUUUGGAACUUAGUGACUCUGAAGCAGAAAGUGAUGAGAAUAAAGAACAAAUCAGGAUAAGAAGAAACAGCUCAGACAGGGAAAGUCCUUCCAAGGAUUUUGGAAGAGAUUGUCGCAGCAGAAAUAAAACAAGUAUGGUUUCCCACAGUUCAGUGCAAAGGUGAUUAGAAACUUAAAAGGGUAACUCAGCAUUUAUAUAAUCCCAGUGUAUUGGUGCAAACCUAGACACCAAAGGAUUCUAAAAUAUAAUGCCUAUGUUAGGAGGAAAUGCAAUUAAAAGGGUGAAAUAAUUGUUCAACAGUGAAUUGGCGGGCAGUUUUAAAAAGUCUUACAAACCCAUCUUCUGCAAGGGCAUAUAGGAGUCAACAGAUUUUUAAUUGUUUUUAGUUCUGUUAUAGGGAAUGUGUGUGUGUGUGUAUGUAUGUAUG
Molecule: messenger RNA, 2998 nt
Organism: Trichosurus vulpecula (common brushtail)
Lineage: Eukaryota; Metazoa; Chordata; Mammalia; Diprotodontia; Phalangeridae
Gene: JADE3
Product: jade family PHD finger 3
Exons: 13
Coding region: 251-2734 (827 amino acids)
Biological process (GO): regulation of transcription by RNA polymerase II
Cellular component (GO): histone acetyltransferase complex
Source: RefSeq, a predicted model, not a curated record